AGAGUGAUUGUGAUUAAGGUAAAUCAUAAGAAUUACCCUCGAAAAAUUUUAUAGAAAGUCCAUUUAAAAAAGUAAAGAAUUAAUAAAAUAUAUUCCAAGAUGUAAUAAAACUAUAAAAAAAUUACUAAAAUAAUUUAGAUUAUUAAAAUCCUAGUACUUUAAAUUCUUCUAAAUAAUAACAAAAUUGUAUUUCACCGGAAAGGUUUUAUUAUAAUUCUUAAUAACAAUAGGAUUAUAUGAAAAAUAAUGAUCCAAUAAUAUAAAAUAAUGCAUUUAGUUCAAAUAUCUAUUAAAGUAUAAGCCCUUAAAUUUCGUCUAAUUAAUAAGUUUUAUAACAUAUACCUUAUAAUUCUAGUAUGGAAUAUAACGAAGACAAUUAAAAUCAAAAAGCAGAUUAUUAUCUAUAAGAUAAUAUAAAAAAUGAGUAUUAAAGUUAAAAAAAUAAGUAAUUUAAUGAUUUGGAAAAUGUAAUCGAAUAAUUAAAAAGAUAAAACGAAUAAAAAGAAAAAGAGAAAAAUUAAAUCAUUAAUAAAUAUGAAUUCGAACUUUAAAAAUAUAGGUCAAAUUAAUAAAAAAAUGAUUUAGAUUUUUUCGGUUUAUAAUCUUAAAUUCAAGAACUUGAAAAAAAAGAAAUCUAUUAUAAAAAUGAAGUAGAUAAAAUUAAUUAGAAAUUAUUAUUAGAAGAAAUUUAAAGAGAAAAUAUAUCUCCUAAUAGUCAAUUAUUUAAACCCUAAGAUCAUAAUAUAUUUGGAAGUGAUACUUCUGAUAGGUUUUAAAAAAAGUCAAAUGAAGGAAUAUGGAACCCUUUAGAGGCUAAAAGCGAAAUGGUAAGACCAAGUGAUCAUUAACUGUUUCCAAAUUAAAAUACUUAGAUAAACGAUUAGUUUUAAAGAAACCCAAAUAAAAUAGGAUAGUCUCCAUUUAAAAAUUUAAGUGAUUUACCAGCAGCUGGAAUAAAGUCUAAAUCUCCAAGAAAUAAAUUUGAAAAUAAUAAUGAUAGUUAGUUUAUUGAAAAAGGAGGUUAUAGUGGAAAUUUAUAGGAAAAUAUAUAAAUGAUGAUAUAGGAUAAAUAAGAUCUUGAAAAUGAACUAAGAAAAAUAGAAGAUAUGAAAAGAAAAUCAGGAGCUGAUAUUAGAAGAAAAACUGAUAUAAAUAAAGAAAUAUAAUAUAUUGAUUAAUAAAUUUAAUAGUCUAAAAUAUAGUUAAAUAAAUGA
This is a messenger RNA of Ichthyophthirius multifiliis, 1214 nucleotides long. RefSeq lists its product as hypothetical. The record is from RefSeq and is a predicted model, not a curated record. Lineage: Eukaryota; Ciliophora; Oligohymenophorea; Hymenostomatida. The transcript has 4 exons.